GUAACAUCACAAACAUCAACCAUAUAGUUUUACUUCCUAAACUCCAUUAUUUAAAAAUGGACUAUUAUAUAUAAUUUUAGUUCCACUCCUGGGAUUUGGCACCGGCUUUCUCACAGAAGAGGCAAAAAUAUCUACUUUAACAGCUUUAAAAUCUGGAUAUAGGUAAAUGUACAUACAGUAAACCGGGUUGUUGUUUUUUGUAGAUUAACCUAGUUCAUAAACACAUUGACAUGGGCGACCUGGUUUUGAAUUUGGCGACUACAUCUUAUUCAUUUGUAGUCACUUGGGCGACUAAAAUUUUUUAAAAUUUCAACCCAGACGUGCUAUUCAGAAAGAAAUUUGCAUUGUAUUUUAGCUAGUACUUCAUUGUUUACCUUGGUAGAUUAUUUGAUACAGCUGUAGCAUACGAGACCGAAGAAGCGAUUGCCGAAGCAAUAGCAAUAAGUGAAGUACCGAGAGACGAGAUUGUGAUUGUCGAUAAAAUACAUCCGAAAGAUUUCUAUACAUCUGGUGCUACCAUACAGUCAGUUCAACAAUCUCUUGAAAAACUGAAGGUAAAAAUUCGAGCAAAUAUAGUGGGGUCCAGUAUAAGCAUUCGUGGUCCACUGCAGAAAUGUGUUUUGAUACUUAUAUACAAUCUAAACUUUUUUCUGUGUUGGUGUUGUGUACUCAGGUGAAUAUGAUGUCUGUGAUGUUACUCUGAGUGUAUAUCCACACCGGGCAAGCUUGAAAAAUAUACCUGGACACGGUGGGAAUCGAACCUACGACCUUUGGAAAACUAGUCCAAUGCUCUGCCAACUGAGCUACGCGGUCAGGUCGGUUCGAGUGUGUGAUAUUUUCGGAACUGAGUCUAGUUCCUUCGAUAUCAAUAUAAUUACUAGAUUAUAUUACUAGAAAAUCAUAUUACUAGAUUGCAUUGAUAUCGAAGGAACUAGACUCAGUUCCGAAAUAUCACACACUCCGCGAACCGACCUGACCGCGUAGCUCGGUUGACAGAGCAUUGGGGCUAGUAUUCCAAAGGUCGUAGGUUCGAUUCCCACCGUGGCCAGGCAUAUUUUUCAAGCUUGCCCGGUGUGAAUAUACACUCAGAGUAACAUCACAGACAUCAAUCUAAAAUUAUUUUAACCUCAUUUUAACCUGGCACUUUUGGUGUUUUGUGUAUACUGGGAAGAUUUCGAACGGUCGGUGCUAAGAACGAGACAGGGCUAAGGCUACUAGAGGUUGCCAUAAAAAAACUUACUGACCUCAACCGUUCGGGCAGUACGGGAAAAUAUCCAACCUCGGUCUUGCUGUAUUGACCUCGCUAUCGCUCGGUCAAUACAGCAAGACCUCGGUUGGAUAUUUUCCCGUACUGCCCUCACUCUCGGUCAGUAAGUUAUUAUAAUUAUAAUAUUGUUCUGCAGGUAAACUACAUUGAUGUGAUGUUACUGCAUGCAACAGAUUGUGAGGAAGAAGGUGGUAGAUUAUCUUGCAACGGCAUGGAAAAGACUUCCUCUAGAACUUGGGAAGAUGCCUGGCGUGAAUUGGAGAUCACUGUUGAUCAAGGUGAGAUAAUGGAAAGCAUUUCACCUGGAGGUUUGUAGCGCAAUUUACUUCUUCUAAUUGAUGGGAAUGAGCUGGAUCAGUUAUGAAUGUUCAGAUUAGGGUAUAUCUCGGAACAUAACUCAUCCGCUCGUUCACAUGCGUCAAUUAGAACGAAAAUCGCCGUAGGUCUGGAUUAAAUCGCAGCAAAAAUUACAAGUGCAAACUGGCCUUUAAGGGGGUUGGGAAAACACGUGGGCUUUUAUUGUGAAACAACAUUAUUUUAACCAAAUUUACAUUAUUUUAACCUCAAGCAAGUUGAAUGACACAGUAUAUUGUUUCUGUAGGUAAAGUGCGCAGUAUUGGUGUAAGUAAUUUUGAAGUGAGUGAUUUGCAAAGACUGUGGGAAAUAGCUCAUCACAAACCAUCUGUGGUACAGAACCUUUUUGAUCCGUUUAUUCAAGAUCUUGAAGUGCGGCUGUUUUGUAAAGAGCAUGGCAUUGUCUACAUGGGUUACAGGUAGGUUGGUUAUUCUCGUGCAAAAAAUACCUGGGUUUCCAAUUUCUUGUUACAAAAACUUUGAAACAAACAGGUUGUACUUUAUAUAGCAAGUACAAAACUAAGGCUACGAACUACGAAAAAUUGCUCCAAACUCUUUACAAACUUCAGACAAAAAGAUUAUAAUCGGUGAUUUCAGUGGCCAAAAGCUCCCAGGUUUUUUCUCGGUUAGUUCAAUAAGGGUACAACGAACUUCUCUGGAUAUAAACAGUGAUAAAACCUUCCUUUCCACUGAGGCCACGCUGUACCAUGGGAAGGUAACACACACAAAUUCUGCAAGGUCUAUAUUAUGUUACCUGUACACCAGUGACCUAGUAAAUCUUAGUUGUCCAGCCUUGCUGAAGUUGACCGCAGUCUGUUGCCCCCCCCCCCCCGUAAUGCUUGCUGUACCAAUAAAAAGUUUCGUUCCAUUGUUUUCAGCACUCUCGGUCGUUCUUGGGCAGACAUUGGUCUCACAUACAAUCCAGUUCUGAACAACUCAGUGUUAGCCAACAUUGCUGCACGCUACGAUGCUUCAGUCGCUCAAGUAGUGUUACGUUGGGCAAUGUGGGAGAAUGUUGUGGUGGUACCACGUUCUAGUAACUUCAAACACAUCGCAUUGAACUUUGCUGCACAGUAUACACCACUCAACGCACGUGAUGUUGACGUGAUCCGAGAGUUACAGGGGCAAAUAGAUGAGGACGAAAUUGCCGCAGCUAUUGAGAAAACAGUAAGUUGUUUUCAGGAUUAUGGUUUAGAUUUAGAUAAGAAUUAGCAGACCUUCCAAGUCGUGUGUCAUUGCGUCACAUGAAUUUUACUUAAACUGUAAGUUCUCACACUUAGUUUCCAUUUCACACGAUUUUUGAAGAAGCCAGGGUAUUCAAGCUUUAAUCACAUUAAUGAUAUGAGAUAUGCCAUUAAAGAGAUAUUCUAGUAAGCUAGUUCAAAUAUGAAUAUGCGAUUUCAGUGAAUCUCGCUUGAGUCAACUUUAUGUUGAGAACGCAGUGUUGUAUUUUUCUCAUGAAUAUAUUGUAUCAUGUUUCCCUGAUGAUGGCUCUGAAAUAGAGUUGAAACACUGUAUAGCCCAGGGGCGGAUCUGUGGGGUGCAGGAGGGUGCGCACCCCACCUAGUGGCGUCUCCCACCCCCCUUGAGAAGUUCUGCACUACCCUAGAAAAGUCUGCUUGAACAUACAUUUUCUGCUUUUCGAAUGGCGAUUAGCAGAACUUCUACUGUUAGCGCGAGUCGAUUUCUUGAAACGAUUUAACUGAUUUGUGAGCUAACGAGAAAAUACUCAGAAUGCUUUAGUUAAAUAUCAUGGUUAAAUACAGUAUGUAAACGUGUAGGUUGCUAUACAGUCAUAUUUUCAAAUACACUGUACUUCAACAAGCAAUUUACUGUACUGUGCUACAGCAACUGUCCAGUACUUUCAAACUUCGUUUUGGCAACGCAAUCUUCUAUAUGAGAGAAGCUAUUCGUUCAUUCAGUUUUUACACGCAUGUCUGACAAUGCCCAUUUUGUUUCUAGUAUUCCAAGACAGAGGGGAAUGCGGAAAUUAUUGACAAUCCUUCUAUUGUGGUAGAACGCGAAGUAAACGUUGAACAAGACGUUGUCUUAUAUUUCGGUUCAGAUGACUAUUGGAUCUACGCUUUAGAUGGAAGUAAUGGUUCGUUGCUAUGGAAACAUCAAACUGCUGACGAAACAGGCUCAGUUUGUAUGACAAACGGAUCAGCGGUAUACUGUGGAGCCGACGAUACAUACUUGAGAGCAUUUCAUGCAAAUAAUGGUUCCUUAAUAUGGAAAUUUCGUGUUGGCGGUGCUAUAACCUCAUCAGUGAGGAUGAGCGAAUCUGGGAAUUUAUAUUUCGGUUGCCUAGACAACCAUAUAUAUUGCGUCAACUCGUCUGGUGUCUUAAUUUGGGAAACUUCUAUUGGGUCAGCUGUGUGGGCUACACCCGCUUUGGCUUCUGGAGGAAGACUUGUAUUCAUCGGAGGGCUUGUUGACGAACCUGAUACGGGUAUGGUGUAUGCGCUUGAUGGGGAGACUGGGGAGAUUAUAUGGUCUUCUCCGAUUGGUGGAAUUUUUGCCUCGGCUGCCGUCGACGAACGACGGAAUAUUGUCGUGUUUUGUACCGUGCAGUCGACAUGUCAUGGGAUACGCAUGGAUAACGGGGAGCAGUUGUGGGAAUUAGAAGUACAAUCUGAAGUGUACGCAUCUCCCUCUAUCCAUAGAGAGACAGGGAUGGUGUACGUUGUUUGUCUUCAAGGGACAUUUUAUGCGCUAGAUAUUAAGACUGGUAAUAUAUACUGGAAGAAAUCUGGUGAGUAGAACUGAAUCCAAGGGUCUCCCCUUGAACAACUAAAAUCUUCCGGCGUUAGGCAGGGUAAAUUAAAAAAUUAAGGCGUUCAAAACUAAAUUGAUAAGCUUGAAUAUACUUUGGUAAAUGGAUUUCGACUUUUACGGUUUGAGCACGUGUUUUCAUUAAUGGCUUCUGGUGUAUAUUUAAGAGGAAAUUUUUUUACAAUGUCGUGUAUUUGCGAUGAAAAGUGUUCAAAACCUUAAAUUUUUUGGCGUUCCUCUUAAAAUUACUUUGUUUUAGCUUUAUCUGGCGGUAGAGAAUGGAUGUUAACAUUUAUUGACUGGGACCGAGGGCGAGGGAAACAGUAUGUUUCGAAUUUUUGAUGCGAUCCACCGGACCACUACGUUCGAGACUUUGGACACAGAAUAAAGAUCCAUACAGAAGGGCCACUUACGUCGAAAGCUUUGAAGUUUCUGUCCUCGCACAUGUCGCAUUACGCAUGUUGGCCGCCAUUUUUCUAGCCAGUCAAUGACAUUUUCUGGCCAAUAAACACGCUGUACUGGCUGGCUGCUCCGCCUUCUGGCCAGUAAACUGCUUAUUUUUGCUUAAAAAAACGAGGACACGUUGCACCGCCGAGUGACCCUUCUGUUACUGAUCUUCAUUCUGUGCUUUGGACUAGCAAAACUGAUAUUCUGUUAAUAACUUACAUUUUAGUGUUCAUCCCAGAGAUUCGAUCAUCACCGCUGGUCUUGGAUGACGGGCGCAUAUUUCUGGCCACAGGAGGCGGCAUGGUACUUCACAUGAAUUCCAAGAAUGGUGAUGUCAUCUGGUCUAAAAAUAUCGAUGAUUCAGAAAUUUUCUCUUCACCUAAGCUGGCGACAAACGGUCUGCUUUAUGUGGGUACAAUCCGGGGGGAGAUGGUAGCAUUAAAUGCCACCACGGGGAAUGUUGUAUGGAGUUAUAAAACGGAUGGCCCAGUGGUGGCUACAGUGAGGAUCAACGCCCCCCACGUUGACUAUAUUGCAACCAGGCAACAAUUUAAUGAGUAGUAGUUUAAAGUUCUUUGUGAAAGUGAUCAAGAAAGUGAAAAAUAAUAAAAAAAUCUUUGUGUGGUAUAUUUCUACUGUAAAUAAAAAAUAUGGCCUCCCAGUCUAAAAUUUUUUGGCAGGUGAAAUAAAUUUUGGCCUGCCAUUUUUAUUCAUUGAACUGCCAAUAUGGCAAUGUCUUAUAUGAGUC
Messenger RNA from Paramuricea clavata, 5591 nucleotides. NCBI's taxonomy places the organism in Eukaryota, Metazoa, Cnidaria, Anthozoa, Malacalcyonacea, Plexauridae. The record is from the annotation of a GenBank genome assembly.